GGACCGGCCCCUGACCCAGGCCUGUCUCCUGCAGGGCGUUCACGCCAGCAUUCUUUAAGUGCCGUUUUCAAACGAUGUGAAGACCCAUUUUAAGAGGAUUGAUGCUUCUGUGAUGGAGAAAUACGAAACACUUGGGAAAAUUGGCGAAGGAUCCUACGGAGUUGUUUUCAAAUGCAAGAACAGGGACACGGGUCAGAGUGUGGCCAUCAAGAGGUUUCUGGAAUCGGAAGAUGACCCUGUCAUAAAGAAAAUCGCCCUUCGAGAAAUCCGCGUGCUCAAGCAACUCAAGCAUCCCAACCUCGUCAACCUUAUCGAAGUCUUCAGGAGGAAACGGAAGCUUCACCUGGUGUUUGAAUACUGUGACCACACGGUGCUCCACGAGCUGGACAGACACCAAAGAGGGGUACCAGAACAUCUUGUGAAGAGCAUAGCUUGGCAGACAUUGCAAGCCGUAAAUUUUUGCCAUAAACACAAUUGCAUACACAGAGAUGUGAAGCCAGAAAACAUCCUCAUCACAAAACAUUCUGUGAUUAAGCUUUGUGACUUUGGAUUCGCUAGGCUUUUGACUGGACCGAGUGACUACUACACAGACUACGUGGCCACCAGGUGGUACCGCUCCCCGGAGCUGUUGGUGGGGGACACGCAGUACGGCCCCCCAGUAGACGUGUGGGCAAUUGGCUGUGUCUUUGCUGAGCUGCUGUCAGGGGUGCCUCUGUGGCCAGGAAAAUCAGAUGCGGAUCAGCUCUAUCUGAUUAGGAAAACCUUGGGAGACCUCAUUCCUAGGCACCAGCAAGUAUUUAGCGCGAAUCAGUACUUCAGUGGGGUAAAAAUUCCAGACCCUGAAGAUAUGGAACCACUUGAAUUAAAAUUUCCAAACAUCUCUUAUCCUGCCCUGGGGCUCUUAAAGGGCUGUCUCCACAUGAAUCCUGCCGAGAGACUGACGUGUGAGCAGCUCUUGUUGCACCCAUAUUUCGACAGCAUCAGAGAAACAGGGGAUUCGGCAAAAGAGCAUGAGAAGCCAACAAGGAAGACCCUGAGACAGAGCCGAAGGCACCUGCCGGGGUUGCAGUACCUACCUCAGCUGACCAGCAGCAGCGUCCUUCCAGCUUUGGAUAACAAGAAGUACUACUGUAACACCAAGAAACCUAACUACCGUUUCCCAAACAUUUAAAGACCUUGGAGAUUGAUAAUAAAAAAAAAAUAGAUCAUUACUUUGAAUAAAACAUAUAUUUGAUUGAAAACAAUCACAAUGUUGAAAGAAACAUCAGGAGAAAACAUGAGUAGCUCACUGGGGGAGGCCCCUUGGCAAGAUGUGGAGGGACGUUCCAGAGGCCGUCUUCUAUGCUUGACGAUGGUGUCUGGACAGAAAGCAAAAACUUCUGUGGAUUUUCACUUUUAUUUCUGUUGUAUCUAAGAAGCUGAGCUUAUGGACCGAAUAUAAACUAUCUACUGCACUUGCCCACACCUCUGGCAAAAUUAGAGGUGCAAAAAAAAAAAAAAAAAAAAAGAUGCUUCAAUUGUACCAUAUGCGACAAGUGAAAAAUGGAUUACAGAACGCCCAUAUGUAUUUCCUUGGAUCGCUGUUGCUUGGAGUCCUAGC
This is a messenger RNA of Hippopotamus amphibius kiboko, 1600 nucleotides long. It is a transcript of the gene CDKL1, whose product is annotated as cyclin dependent kinase like 1. Gene Ontology annotation, biological process: protein phosphorylation. Lineage: Eukaryota; Metazoa; Chordata; Mammalia; Artiodactyla; Hippopotamidae. The record is from RefSeq and is a predicted model, not a curated record. Gene Ontology annotation, molecular function: ATP binding; cyclin-dependent protein serine/threonine kinase activity. The transcript has 9 exons. Gene Ontology annotation, cellular component: nucleus. The coding region runs from base 113 to 1171 and encodes 352 amino acids.